UGCCAACGUGCACACACAAAUAAAUAUGCACACGUACAAAAUAAAACCAAACGAUGUGAUGCAGAUUUUAACCAGCUUGUCAAUGCUGUUCUCUGACCAAGUGAUUGAAGGAAUACUGUGUGCACAUAGCAGCCUCUAGCUUUGGUAACUCUGGUGUCAUGAACCCGGGGCCGGUCAGAUGGAAGCCUGACGCAGCAGCGCUCUCUAGUGGCGCGUGGGACGGAUCCAGUUUCAACUCAGCAAAUGUAAUGUUGUUUCCGAGCCUUUAUUGUGACAUUUAUAACUACAUGCUUCAACAUUAAAAUCUGGAAUCCUGUAACUUAAACGAAAUGUUCAUGGGAGCUCCUCUAAAUGUGUCCUGAGAGUCAGUUUGGCUGUAACAUUAAAAUAUAUAUAUAUAUAUCUAAGUGCAUAAAUACCCAACAACACUUUUCUGUUAAGUUGUCUCUACUUGUCUUCUAUUUGUUGACUCUGCAGCGCUGCAUGCUUCUGUUACAUCGCCUCAACAAUUUAUUGUUCAUAAAUUGCACUUUGGUCAGUGUUGGGGACUGAGGGAGUGGGGACAAAGUUCACAGGAUGCAUGUAAGGAGGAGGGGGUGAAGAGGAAGGUUAAAAAAAAAGAAAAUUAACCUUUGAUAGCAAAACAGCAGGUGGAGAGCUGAAACCAGGCAGCUCAGGGAGCAUUGGGAGACAAUCCAACCCAGGAAAAAUAAAAGUAUCUGUUCUUUUAAGCUAAAGAGAGACUGCAAAUACAAAUGAGGCCCAUCGCUGCCUGUCUGGCUUGAAUGAGCCAGUGCACAUGAGAGCUGUGUUUGUUUGCAAAGCGGAGGUGAGGUAAGGUAUCAGCGUAAUGGAAGAGAGGCUCGAGGAGAGGGCCGGAGCGGCCAUGGCGAAUCCGAGCCGUUUGACCGCACUUCAGGAGCAGCUGAUCUGGGCCCUGCUGGGAUCUGGACUGUCCCGGGACAUCCUGGUUCAAGCCAUAGGAGAGCUGGAGCGAGACAGGGCGAGUGCAGGCGCCGAGAGAGGAGAGAGGGGGGAUGGAGAGAGCUCCGAGGAAGGAGAAAUGGAUUUCCCACCGCCAAUAUUCCGAGAGUUAGAAAAGCUUCUCCCGGAGGAGGCGGCCAAACUGAGGGCUGAAGUGGACCGGCUAUUGCAGGAGGACCCGUGGCACGUAGCUAAAAUUGUGAAAAGCUACAUGCAGCAGCACAACCUGCCUCAGAGAGAGGUGGUGGAGUCCACGGGACUCAACCAGUCCCAUCUCUCCCAGCACCUCAACAAAGGCACGCCCAUGAAGAACCAGAAGAGAGCCUCUCUGUACACCUGGUACGUCAAGAAGCAGUGCGAGAUCAGCCAGCAAUUUACCAACGCAAAACAUGGCCUUGGAUCUGCAGAGGAGCAUGGAGAAGAGACCAGGAAGGGACGGAGGAACCGGUUCAAAUGGGGUCCAGCAUCCCUGCAGAUCCUCUUCCACGCCUAUGAUCGCCAGAAGAACCCCAGCAAAGAGGAGAGAGAAGGUUUAGUUGAGGAUUGUAACAGGGCAGAGUGUCACCAGAGGGGGGUGUCUCCGUCUCAGCUUGCCGGCCUCGGCUCCAACCUGGUUACCGAGGUCCGGGUGUACAACUGGUUCGCCAACCGCCGGAAAGAGGAGGCGUUCCGUCACAAACUGGCUCUGGACACGCCUUUCAGCAACCAAUCCACCUCCUCUUCUCACCACAACCUCCCACCGAGUCCUGAGCACGUGUUGCGAGGCCUGACUUCUUUUUUUCCAGGUGUCAAAUACAGCCAGCAGAUCCUGUGCGACACCCUGAGCUCGGCGAGGGGAAGCUUGGGGGACAGGGUGGGUCACCUGAUGGUCAGCCCCAUCCAGCUGGAGCCCAGCCACACACUCCUCGAGACACACAACCCCAAGCUGGUGUCCAGCGGUGGCCCGCUGCCCCCAGUAAGCACUCUGACCUCGCUGCACAGCCUGUCGGCCUCCCCUGCAUCCUCGCAGGGCCUCAUCAUGGCCUCGCUGCCCGGCGUCAUGAGCAUCGGGGAGUCCUCGCUUCUCAUCGGUUUGGCCUCCACGCAGCCUCAGGCCGUGCCCGUCAUCAACAACGUCGGGGGAAGCUUCACCACCCUGCAGCCGAUCUCUUUCCAGCAGCAGCUUCACGGCUCUCCCCAGCAGCCGCUGUCACACCACCUGCAGAGCCACAUGGGGGCCAGUCCCUUCAUGGCGACCAUGACGCAGCUGCCGUGUCACAUGUACAACAAGUCGGAUUCGCCUCAGUACCACACGUCCAGUCUGCUGUCUCAGGCCAUGGUCAUCACAGACAGCAGCAGCCUGGGGGCCCUGACCAGCCUCACCGCCGUCAGACAGAUUCUCACAGCGGAUCCCGAGGAAGAGAGGGGAUCACCUUUAGAAGACGACUCCCUACACCUGCAGUCGCACACACCUGUGCCAGCUUCCUCCGACAGGCUGGAGCUGUACCCUGCCUCUCAGUCGACGGAGAGUCAUCAAUCUCACCUGCUGACACCGUCACCAACAGACAUCGGCGCCUACAUCCCCACACAAAUGGUCUCUACUGCUCAGUAGAAGUGCUCUGGCAG
Messenger RNA from Pungitius pungitius (ninespine stickleback), 2589 nucleotides. RefSeq names its product HNF1 homeobox a (gene hnf1a). Gene Ontology annotation, cellular component: nucleus. Bases 851 to 2575 code for a protein of 574 amino acids. Gene Ontology annotation, molecular function: RNA polymerase II cis-regulatory region sequence-specific DNA binding; DNA-binding transcription factor activity, RNA polymerase II-specific. The record is from RefSeq and is a predicted model, not a curated record. Gene Ontology annotation, biological process: positive regulation of DNA-templated transcription; regulation of transcription by RNA polymerase II; insulin secretion. Lineage: Eukaryota; Metazoa; Chordata; Actinopteri; Perciformes; Gasterosteidae. The transcript has 10 exons.